Helobdella robusta is the source of this 1910-nucleotide messenger RNA. RefSeq lists its product as hypothetical. Gene Ontology annotation, biological process: regulation of transcription by RNA polymerase II; anatomical structure development. The record is from RefSeq and is a predicted model, not a curated record. The transcript has 8 exons. Lineage: Eukaryota; Metazoa; Annelida; Clitellata; Rhynchobdellida; Glossiphoniidae. Gene Ontology annotation, molecular function: DNA-binding transcription factor activity, RNA polymerase II-specific; RNA polymerase II cis-regulatory region sequence-specific DNA binding. Bases 267 to 1742 code for a protein of 491 amino acids.
GUGAACAUUAGUCGUCAAUCCGUCUCAUAAAACUAACUUUCAUAAAAUCACUAAGGAUAGGAUAUCUAUCUACACUAAAGAAAGGAUACCUACAUACUUCGGAUAUUACUUCGUAACUUUCUUUUUAAAUACAAUACAAUUUUUUUAUUUGUAUUAAAAGUUCGCAUUUAAAAUCUAUAGAACAGUUGGAUAAUCCAUCAAGGUUGGAGUUGAGUUGAGCGAGGUGUCGGUUGAGUUGAGUUGGAUACUCGUUGGAAAACACCAUCAUGAACAAGCAAAUUCUUAGAAAUGGUCAAGGUAAAGUGAACCAGCUCGGCGGCCUGUUCAUCAACGGCAGACCCCUCCCACUGAACAUUCGCCUGAAAAUUGUUGAGAUGGCCUCUCAGGGUGUGAGGCCGUGUGUCAUCAGCCGAACCCUCUGCGUGUCACACGGGUGCGUCAGUAAGAUUUUGCAGAGGUACCAAGAAACAGGAAGCAUCAGGCCCGGGGCUAUCGGGGGCAGCAAGCCCAGGGUUAAGAUGGAAGACGUCGAGAAAAAAAUUGAAGAGUACAAAAAGGAGGAUCCGAGCAUAUUUAGUUGGGAGAUCAGAGAGAGGCUAAUCAAGGAAGGCAUUUGUGACGAGAACAGUGUUCCCAGCGUCAGCUCCAUCAGCAGACUUCAAAAGCAAACAAGAACGCCACCCAACAACAACUCCAACAACAACUGCAGCAUCAACAAUAACGACAUCAGCAACAACAGCAAGAAUGAUAGCGAGAUCACCAAGGGAUUGUCUUCGGCCAGCGUUGAUGGAGACGACUCCAUGUUGUCUGACGUGGACGUCGAACCAGGCUUCAAGCUGCUGCGCAAACAGCGAAGGAGCAGGACGACAUUCGAUGCUGAACAAACGACCCAGUUGGAGAAGGCCUUCUCGAGAACGCACUACCCAGACAUCUACACAAGGGAAGAACUCGCGCAAACAUCUGGUCUCACUGAGGCACGGAUUCAGGUCUGGUUUAGCAAUCGACGAGCGAGAUGGAGAAAACAAAAUGGCGUCACCAACACGUCACGUGGUUACGAAACCCUCAUGAAAGCCGCCAUGAUGCCCAACAGCAGCUCAAACAACAACAUGAACAACAGUAGCGGCAGCAACAACAACAAUGAUGACGACGACGACAACAACAACUUCAACGACAAUCGUCAUAACUGGAUGGUCGGAGAUGUCUUGCAUUCAUAUUCAGAUAAGAACAACCUGCAAAGCCACAUCAACGGCAGCACAACUCACAAUUUCUACCAAACAAACAUACAAAAUAAUUUCCACGCAUGCCAACUCUACAACAAAGACUGCCUGCAGAACGAAUGCUCCCAAUUCUAUCCUGGUUACCUUCCCAAUUUCAGAUUGCCGACUGAUCCUGGCCCUGUUGAAAUGUAUCGACCAUUGGAUCCAUCGCAUCAACUCCACCUCCAAUCACCACCACCUCCUCCACCACCACCCCUGGCCCAGCAGGAGCCACUGACAACUCCCAACUAUUUCAAUUCGUCUUGGAACCAUCAACGGCUGUCCCCACACCCACCGUACAUCGUCAAACCCAACCCCACCUACCUCUACCAUGGGUCCUUCCACAAUUCCUUCCAACAUUCCAACAAUCCUAUGCACACAGAUUGGAAGUCAAAUAUAUUUUCGCAAACGCAGCACAACUCGUUAAACGCAGACGACAAUUUCUUCCAACAAACCCCACUUUACAGCCUCGUCUCUGGAUUUUAAGCCUACAAAAACACUUCCUAUAUAUACGUACAAAUGUUUUUGUGUGCGAACGUGUAUUUGUGCGUAUCUGUGUUGGUGCCUAUGUGUGUCUGAAAAUUUUGCAGUACAUCUUAUUAAUGAAAAUUUUUUCAUAUUGCAACCACAGAAAUAAAUUAAUAACGUAUUCAA